AUGGUGGUUAAAACUAAAGAGAAGAAGGAGAAGUCCGCCAAUCCUAUGAGGGAGAUAAAGAUUGAAAAAUUGUGCCUGAAUAUUUGCGUUGGUGAAAGUGGUGACAGGCUCACACGGGCCGCAAAAGUGUUGGAGCAGCUCACCGGUCAACAGCCCGUGUUCAGCAAAGCUCGAUUGACGAUCAGAACCUUCGCCAUCCGCCGUAAUGAAAAAAUUGCGGUUCACUGCACAGUUCGUGGACCGAAAGCGGAAGAAUACGAGUUGCCCAAAUCAUGCUUCAGUAGUAUGGGGAACUUCGGUUUCGGUCUCACUGAGCAUAUCGAUUUGGGUAUUAAAUAUGAUCCAGCCAUUGGAAUUUAUGGUAUGGACUUCUAUGUCAUUCUCGGUCGGUCAGGCUCGCGUGUUGCCCAUCGUCGCCGCUGCAAAAAUCGUGUGGGUCCAAGCCAUCGCAUCUCCAAGGAGGAGGCAAUGAAGUGGUUCCAAAGCAAAUUUGAUGGUAUUUUGUUGAACCGAUAA
Messenger RNA from Echinostoma caproni, 516 nucleotides. The record is from the annotation of a GenBank genome assembly. Lineage: Eukaryota; Metazoa; Platyhelminthes; Trematoda; Plagiorchiida; Echinostomatidae.